Harpegnathos saltator (Jerdon's jumping ant) is the source of this 5861-nucleotide messenger RNA. It is a transcript of the gene alpha-Man-IIa, whose product is annotated as alpha-mannosidase 2. Lineage: Eukaryota; Metazoa; Arthropoda; Insecta; Hymenoptera; Formicidae. Gene Ontology annotation, cellular component: Golgi membrane. Gene Ontology annotation, biological process: mannose metabolic process; protein deglycosylation; N-glycan processing. The transcript is spliced from 7 exons. Gene Ontology annotation, molecular function: carbohydrate binding; alpha-mannosidase activity. The record is from RefSeq and is a predicted model, not a curated record. The coding region runs from base 666 to 4058 and encodes 1130 amino acids.
UGCCUGGUGUCACUGUCUUAUUAAAAGCGUAAACUCUUAUCUGGAUAUUUAGAAGUAAUAAAUAAUAAACGAAAAAUAGUAACAGUGCGUAAAUUAUCAUUUAUAAUUUAGGAAAACAUGCGCUCCAACUUUCUAAGUUGGGGUGCAAUUUGAGAACCUCUGCACUGCUCGGCACUCGAGUCCCUAUCGGCGUCUGUUCCAUAAUAAAAACGUGGAUUACGUUUUAAUUGUGACAUUUGAAUUAUCAGUUACAUAUACGUCACGUUUUGAGUUUAUUGCUGAAUGGCAGUAUCCAGCUGCCAACGUGGCUGGCUGUUAAAUAGCACACGUAAUUAAAAAAUAAAAGCAAUUACAUAAAUGGAUACUAAUGCAUACGUGCUACAACGGUGAUCGCUGCAGUAAAAUAAAACCGCCAGAAGCGAUAUACAAGUGGCGAAAGGAUCUUUCGUCGAAAAUCCAGAAAGAUCAAAUUUAUGAAAUUUAUAAUUUUAAUAUUUUGUCCAGAAAGUGUUCAUCGAAAACUUAAGAUAGACACGUUUCUUAACAUGUAGUCGUUUGUGACGACAAACGAAGUAGGUUAAGAUCGGAUAAUUUGACUUUUUCUUUUAACAUAAACUCAAUCGUGAACCGUUUAACAAGAAUAGUGCGAACAAAAAUCUAUAACAAUGAGGGCUAGAAAGGCUAUCGCCAUUUUUGGAGUAUGCACAUUUGUUGGCUGCGUUAUGUUGGCCUAUGUAAUUAUAGAUACAACACUCAUUCCGCUUAAGCUUUCCAUUAAUGAUAAUCAGUGGCUUCAUUUUGAAAACAGGCUUGCAAAAUUAGAGAAGGAUUUUGACAAACAUCAUAAGGUCAUGAAUGAUCUGCAGGAGGCAGCAAAAGCUAAAUAUAAUUUUGUACCAAAUGUGCAAUCGGUCAGUCAUAUAAAUCACUCUGACAUUGUGAUUCCACGUUCAGGAAAAAGCCUCACAUGUAAUUUUAACAUACGGAAAGUUCCAGAGGUUGAUAUACAGAUGUUGGAGUUAUACAAACAAUUAGAAUUUGAUAAUCCAGAUGGUGGAGUAUGGAAGCAAGGCUGGAAUAUUAUAUAUGAUGAGAAACAAUGGCAUCCUAACAGAAAAUUGAAAGUCUUUGUUGUACCUCAUUCACACAAUGAUCCUGGGUGGUUAAACACAUUUGAAAAAUAUUAUACUUUCCAAACAAGAAGCAUAUUGAACAAUAUGGUGACCAAGCUAGGUGAGGAUAGAAGACGUAAGUUUAUUUGGGCAGAAAUAUCAUUCUUUAAACUCUGGUGGGAUGACCAGUCCAAAACAAUAAGAGAUGAAGUACGUCGCUUGAUACACGAUGGUCAAUUGGAGAUUGUGUCGGGAGGAUGGGUAAUGCCAGAUGAAUCCGUGUCUCACUGGAUAGCUCAACUCACACAAUUGACUGAAGGUCACCAGUGGCUAAAAUACAAUUUGGAUUAUACGCCGAAUUCAGGAUGGGCCAUUGACCCUUUCGGCCUCUCUUCUACCAUGCCAUAUCUUCUGAAAGGUUCAGGCAUGGAAAACCUCUUAAUACAAAGAGUUCAUUAUUCAGUCAAGAAGAGACUAGCCAGAGACAAAAAUCUUGAGUUUCGUUGGCGACAAUUAUGGGACAAUGACGGUUCUACAGAACUGUUUACUCACACUAUGCCGUUUUACAGCUACGAUGUUCCGCAUACGUGCGGACCAGAUCCGAAAGUAUGUUGCCAAUUUGACUUCUACAGGAUGCAGAAUUUUGGUCUCAGCUGUCCGUGGAAGGUUCCGCCGAAGACGAUAACUAAAGCGAACGUGGCGGAAAGAGCAUUACUGCUACUGGAUCAAUACCGUAAAAAGGCACAGCUUUUUAAAACCGACGUAGUGCUAGCACCUUUGGGCGAUGACUUCAGAUACACGCAUCUCACCGAGUGGGAAGCUCAGUACGACAAUUAUCAGAAGCUUUUCAAUUAUAUGAAUGAAAAUCAACACUUAAAUGUUCAAAUACAAUUUGGUACCUUGAGCGAAUAUUUCGACGCGGUCAAAGAGAAACGCAAUUUGAACGAAUUUCCAACUCUAUCUGGCGACUUCUUCACAUAUUCCGACAGAGAUGAUCAUUACUGGAGCGGCUAUUAUACCUCCAGGCCUUUCCAUAAACGACUAGAUCGUGUGCUGCUAGGUUUUUUAAGAGGCUCGGAGGCACUAGCUGCUAUAGCUUGGACUAAAGGAAAUGACCAACUGGUAGAAGGAAACCUCGCGUCUCGCCUGAGCAAAGCCAGGAUGUGGCAUUCUCUGUUUCAACAUCACGACGGAGUCACUGGUACUGCCAGAGACAAUGUCGUUAUCGAUUAUGCCCAGAAGAUGAUCACGGCAUUGAACAACUCGGCUCACGUGCUUCAACAGUCCAUAGCGCACUUGUUGAAAACCCCACAGAUUUCACCUAUAGAUUUAGAAGCUGUGUACUUCUCUUUAGACGAAACUAGGUUACACCACACUAGCGCAGGCGAAAAGCAUGUGCUCAGCCUCGGGGAUGACAGUCCUUCAAGGAAAAUCAUUUUUUACAAUUCUCUACCAAGGCAGAGAACGAAAGUGCAAAUUUUGGUCGUGUCGACGCCAUUUGUCAAAGUUACAGAUCGAAGAGGGCAGACUGUCAGGUGUCAAGUGUCGCCUGUCUGGAUCGGUCCAGCUGCAUUGUCCGCGGCUAGAUACGAACUGUCCUUUUUAGCCAGUGUACCAGGAUUUGGAAUCACUACAUACGUGGUUCACGCUUUACACAAAGCAUCAUAUGCCAGAGAAGUGUUUCCCGCCAACGUUACUAUCUUCAACACCGACAUCAGUAGCCUUCCAUCAGUACCCGGUUUCAGUCAUUUGACCGUUUUACCACAUACGCAAGAAUUCUCAAUCACUCAGCUACCAGAGUUAUCCGCUUCUUUCGGCAAAUCCGGUCUGUUGAAGGCGCUGAAAGUCGGCAACACCACGUUCCCUGUACACUUAGACUUCGUAAAAUACGGCACCAGGGGCUCCGGCAAAGACAAGAGCGGCGCUUAUCUAUUCCUGCCCGACAAACCGGAACCAGAUUUGGUAUUCGUAGACAGCAGAACAAUCGUUCACUUAGUAACCGGCCCUAUUCUGUCAAAAGUAUUUGUAGAACUGUCGCACGUGCGGCACACUUGUACGCUGUUCAACUCGCCCGGCAGCGAUGGACUUGGGUUACAUAUACUCAAUGAAGUUGAUAUAGCCGAGACACAAAACUAUGAACUCGCGAUGCGCCUGAAUACGGACAUCGCAUCCGGCGACCAGUUCUUCACCGAUUUAAACGGACUCAAUAUGAUCAGAAGACAGAGAUUCCCCAAGCUUCCUACGCAAGGUAAUUACUAUCCGAUGGCAGCAAGUGCAUACAUAGAGGAUAAGAGAGUUAGAUUAACAGUCACUACAGCACAGCCAUUAGGUGUAGCCUCUAUGGCAUCUGGUCAGCUUGAAAUUAUGCAAGAUAGAAGAUUACUUCAAGAUGACAAUCGAGGAUUGGGACAAGGUGUAAUGGACAACUUGCUAACAAACCAUAUGUUCACGUUAAUUUUGGAAAAGAGGGAGACAAAUUGUCCCUCCGCAGUACCACCAGCAAAUCAUCCUGCAGGAUUGUUGUCCUUGAGCAAUCACUUGGCUUUAGAAGAGCUACUACAUCCAGUGGUAGCAUUGCAUCCUCACAAUUCUCUGCCAUUCGACCUGCACGCGCACUUUUCACCGCUUCGAUACGAUCUUCCAGUAGACUUAAGUAUCAUUAGUCUUCGAGUGUUUCCUAUACCUGAGGGUGCCGGUAAAGGUAUCGGUAUGGUAUUGCAUCAACCCGCCUUAGACACAUGCUUCAACAAUCCUCUCUUGCGGCGUUUUAACGUCUCGGAAUCAGGCGAGAUCGACUUGACGAAAUUUCUCAAUGACAUGGAAGACUGGACUAUAAGCAAAGCUCCCCUAACGUUCCACAAUGUCGGACCCUCUCUGAAGUCGCCCGUUAUAAACUUGUGCCCACAUCAAAUACUACCGAUCUUGUUUCACAAGACGCAAUCUUAAUCGGGAAGAAAAUAUUUUGUCGUAGGUGAGUAUUGCUUUCUAUUUAUCCGCGUAAAUUUUGUUUACUCAAGAUCAUGUAAUCCAAUUUCGCCGAAGCGGGUGGGCUCGUAUGGUCUAAUUUGUAUCUGCAACAGUAUUAAGUGCAAUUCAUUAUUUGGAUUAUCUUAAUCGAAAAUCUCACUUACAUAAUUUUACAUCCAACACACAUAUAUGCAGUGUGUCCCACUUUAACUUUCACACCUCAAUAACACGAAAACAUGGCAUUUUGAUAACAAAAGUUUCAAAUAAAAGUUAUAGCGUUCAGAGGGGGACAUUUGAUAGUGACCUUGGUUUAACCUUGGAUUAAGAUUAAUUUUAAUUUCCGAGAUAUUUUGUUGUUCACGUUAAAGUUAUACAUUGGAUUUUGGUUGACAAAAAUUUGAAAACUUUAAAGUCAAAUAGCAAGCAUAAGCAGGCAAUCAAAUAAGAUUUGUAGAAACAAAAAUUGCUUGUUUUUUGUCAGAAAAUCAAAAUUCGUUGGAAAACAUGGGGAUUCGUCUUUGAAAAAACUAAGUUAACCUUGGCAGAACCAUAUGACUUUAAUCCAAGAUUAAACUAAGGUCACCAUCAAAUGUCCCCCUUCCAACCUUACAACUUUUAUUUGAAACAUUUUUUUAUCAAAAUGUCAAGUUUUCGAAUUAUUAGGGUGGAAAGUUAAAGUGGGACACCCUGUACAUAUGUAGUAAGUUAUGUAAUUCAAAUGCAGUUACAUAUUUGGGGUAUGCGUGUAGUUAUGUUAAAACUCAAACGCAGUCAAACUGUACGAAACGAAAGAUCCACCUUCCUUAAAAGUAACACAUGUGAUGUGUAUUUAAAAUGUGUAUAUGUGUAUGUACGCGCACGCGCGCGUGUAUGUGGUAUGUGUGUGCGUGUGUUUCUGAAAUUUUAGUAAGUUGUAAUCUAAUCCACUAAUUAUUUUUGUUGUCAAAUAUAUUCAAUAGGUCUUAUAGCAAAAUGCAAUAUAGAAGUAAAUAAUAGCAUAAUUUUAGUCUACCUCGUGCGUUAAUAAUUAUCACCUAUUAAAAUAAUGGGAAAUUGAAAAACGAAAUUAUUAUUUGUCUGUAAUCAUUCUUUUUCUAUUAAUUAAUUUUAUUUUUACUGCCAUUCAUGUAUGAUGUAAUUUCUUUCGUUUAUAUUAAUUGUGUAGAUAUCACUCUUUACAGAGUGAUUCCUGUGAUUCAGUAAAUGUGUUAGAUAAAUCUUUCAAUUGGGAGGUAUGUAAUAAAGAAUAUAAUAUUCUAAUAUUUUCCGUAUGUGCAUUUAGUUUUGAGAAAGUAUUUUCUUGGUACUAAAUAGGUGCUCCACUAAGACUCAAGAUACUACUAAAACUUUAAGGUGAUUGAAUAUAUUGUGAAUAAGCAAAACGAACGGCACGUAUUCUCACUAUAUACUUAAUAAAUUUUCGAGUCUUCUGUUUAUCUCAUCAUGAAAUUCACAUUAACAUAGACGUGAGAUACGGAAUAAUAGUCAUGUUUCAACUCAGUAAAUUGAGUGAGAAUACGGACCAAUGUAAUAAAAUUACUUUAUCAAGAUAAAUACUUUAAUACUAGUCAAUUACAGACCAUGUAGACUCGAUUGCACAACAAUUUUAUGUGCUUUCGUACUACAUUAUACAUAAACUAUUAGAAAUAUUGUACAAUUCUAAGGUGAAUGAUUUUAUGAAGCUUACUUUAUAUGUACCAUGUAGCACAAGGACUUUUAACAAUUAAUAUCGAUUAGUAAUAUUACUAAUGAUGUCAAUGCUAAGAUUACAAUGCUAAGAUA